ACAAAAACUGGAUAGAACUAGAAAGGAAGGAGGAGAACAGAGUGGGUUUGAGAAUGCUGGUCGGUAGACUAUGCUCCAUUGGGAGUAACAGAUGUAAGUAAGUAAGUAAUGUAAAGAUAGGUCCUGGAUUUGAAUCUCGUGGAUGCACACUGCUGAAGAAUCCCAUAAUAGGACGAAACAGUCGUCCAGUAAUUCCAAGUUUUCCAUGGCAUAUCUAUUAACUAUUGGUGUUAUAUUAUUUGGUGGUUUUAUUGAAUUAUUAGAUGCAAUUAUUAUUCAAAUUGUAUCAUUUCUAUUAGGUAUCAUAGCUAUUCUAUUAAGUAAUAAUGUGAAUAUAAUUAGUCAAUUAAAACAAGAAAUUGUAAUAUGGAUUAUCAUACGUUUUGCAGUGGUAGGAAUAAUUUCACUCAUUUUAACGAUAUUCUAUAGAGUAUUCGGAUCAAUAACCUGCGUUUGCUGGUGUUGUGUAGUGAUAAUCGCAAUUUUAGACACUCCAAUUAUGUUAAGAUCACAAACUGAGAUUAAACAAUAUCCAAUAACAUUUAAAAUAUUUGUGAAUAUAUACGAAGUUAUGUUAUUGUAUUUAUUGUUGAUGCUUUCAAUUGCAUUUAUUAAACGAUUAAAAUGUAAUAAAGAAUAAAUGAAUAGUAACUUACUUACUAACUUACUUAUGCCUGUUAUCCCUCGUGGAGGAGCAUAAG
Molecule: messenger RNA, 701 nt
Organism: Schistosoma rodhaini
Lineage: Eukaryota; Metazoa; Platyhelminthes; Trematoda; Strigeidida; Schistosomatidae
Source: the annotation of a GenBank genome assembly